AUGUUGAAAAGCCCAUAUGAUACCGAUUGUAUAACCUGGAGUCCUCAAGGGCGUUUGUAUCAGGUCGAAUAUGCGAUGGAAGCCAUCAAGCAAGGCUCUCUCUGCGUAGGCUUAAAAUCGGAAACUUACGCAAUCCUCGCCACCUUAAACAGAGCUCCAUCAAAAUUAGCAGAAUACCAGCAAAAAAUCUACAUGAUAGACGAUCAUAUUGGUCUCUGCUUUUCUGGGCUUACAGCUGACGGAAGACUCAUCUGCAAAUUCUUGAGAACUGAAGCUCUAAACUAUAAGUACACUUAUGGUACCAAUUGCAAUCCUGGAAGACUUAUCAAUAGGCUCUCUGAAAAAGCUCAAAUCAAGACCCAAAGAUCAAGUAAAAGGCCUUAUGGCGCUGGCUGUUUGGUUGCUGGAUUUGACGUAAAGAAUAUUUAGGAGCAUGGUCCUCAUAUUUAUGAAACCAACCCUGAUGCAAACUUUUAUGAAUAUUAUGCAUAUGCAAUUGGAUCAAGGAACCAGUCAGCCAAAACUUACUUGGAAAAGAAUUUCGAAACUUUCCCUGGAGGUAAUUUUUAUGCAGCCACUAGAGAUGAACUUGUAAAGCAUGCAAUAAAAGCUGUUAAAGUUUCUACACAAGGGGAUGUAGAGUUGAAUGGAAAGAGCGUGAGUGUUGCAAUUGUGGGCCAAGGUCAGCAGUUUGAGUUUGUGGACGAGAAAGAGAUUGAAAGAGUCCUUGAGUCGUUGAACCAGGAAAUGGAAGUCGAAGUUUAA
Messenger RNA from Blepharisma stoltei, 765 nucleotides. The record is from the annotation of a GenBank genome assembly. NCBI's taxonomy places the organism in Eukaryota, Ciliophora, Heterotrichea, Heterotrichida, Blepharismidae.